AUGUCGAAUGCUACUGCUACGCCAGAUGCUGCGCUGCUUGCCGCUUUCGAUCCAAAUGCCACCUUAGGAGCGCUGCAAGUCGGCUGUUUACUGUCCACUUUUCUAUUCGGCAUUGUCACUGUUCAGACGUUCAUGUACUACCAGACGGCACCGAAUGAUCGCUCGGUACUGAAGAUAUUGGUACGUGAAAUACCUUCACAGUGGCUGGAGCUAGGCCACACGAUCUGCGUGUGCCACACCCUCUAUAUAACAACCAUAACUGAUUAUGGGCACCCCGAGAGAUUAGUCAAGACACCCAUCAGCUUAAGUGUCUCUAUCCUUUUCAGUGGCAUUGUUGGCCCUCUCGUACAGUCAUUCUUUGCAUACCGGAUGUGGGUCAUAGCAGGAUCCCCAUACUUGCCCAUCUGUUGCUGGUCCCUUUCAGGCUUGAGGUUCAUCGGGAGUGUCAUCGCUGCAGCAGAAGCAUUCAGAAUGAAGAGCCUGUCUCAGUAUGAAAGCCAGUGGCAAUGGUUACUCACAGCCAUUCUUGCAGUUGGGGCUGCAAAUGAUGUGAUCAUUGCCUCAUCACUUUCCUAUGCAUUGAAUCGCCAGAGAAAUACAGUAAUGAGGGAGACUGUGGCCCUUGUGGAUAAAUUGGUCCUUUAUACCAUCCGUAAGUCAGUCUACACACUCUGUGUUGCUAAUUGGAUGUCAUGCAAUCUGCUCAUCCCAUCUUCAGUUGUCUGGCUGGCCAUCUUCAUGUUCCUAGCAAAAUGUGAGACACAUUUCUCAUUGGAUUGA
This is a messenger RNA of Gloeophyllum trabeum ATCC 11539, 780 nucleotides long. RefSeq lists its product as uncharacterized. NCBI's taxonomy places the organism in Eukaryota, Fungi, Basidiomycota, Agaricomycetes, Gloeophyllales, Gloeophyllaceae. The transcript is spliced from 4 exons. The record is from RefSeq and is a predicted model, not a curated record. Bases 1 to 780 code for a protein of 259 amino acids.